AUGCGGUUGAUGCUGGCAGCGAUGCUGUGCUGCUGCUUCAUCACGCUCUCUAUCUCCAGUUCUAAUCUGGCUGUCGCACUCAUCUGUAUGACUAGCUGUCCACAUCACGGCUAUGGUGGUGAUCUGAAAUGGAAGACUGAGCAAGAAGGACUUGUGUUAGCCGCACAAAAUGCCGGCUCUCUACUCACCUUGGUCACUGGGAUGUGGGCCGAUCGUCUGAAUGGAAAAUGGAUGGUGCGAGUUGUGUUCGUCGCCCUGCUUCUGUGUUGCGUCGGCAAUCUGGUGCUUCCGCUGCUUGCCGCCGAAUCGUUCUGGUUCGCCGUUGCAGCACGAGUCGCCAUCGGAGCUUCUGACGCGUGUUUGAUGCCAGCCUGCAACUCGCUUAUCACCCGGUGGUUUCCUCAAUCAGAACGAGCUGCCGCCAUCGGUCUAAUCUCAGGUGGCCGUCAAAUCGGAACUUUAUUCAUUCUACCAACUGCCGGUUACCUUUGUACGAGAAAGGACAUCUUGAACGGUUGGCCUGCAAUAUUCUACCUCUCGGCCUGUAUAUCGAUACUGGUCACAGUGUUCUGGAUUCCAUUUGGGGCCGACAAACCUGCGAAGCAAUGCUGUAUUUCGGGACGAGAACGUGAUUUCAUUGAGAGCAGAAUCGCCUGUGAGUCGAUCGGGAAGCGAACGGACCGCUCGAGGAGGAUCCCCUACCGGGCAAUGCUGCGCUCGCCGGCGUUGUGGGCGUCGAUCUUCGCUCUCGUCUGCCACGAAUAUCCACUCGUUAUCAUGCUACAGUUUCUUCCGAACUACAUGCGUGACGUACUCGAAUUCGCUCCCACGCAGAAUGGUUUUAUAGCUGCGUUGCCUAUUCUCUGCCUUUUCCUUUCAAAGACGCUCUCUUCAUCCUUCUCGUCAUACCUGGUCACAAAAAAGAACAUGGAUAAGACCAUGGUUUGCAAGGUUAGCACUUAUGGUGAUAUCCUAAUAUUUUAUCGAGCUUAUGAACUGGUUUUUGGGAAUGUUCUUCCAUUGACUGAUUUACUCCUGCAGGAAUUGCACAACUUUUUUUCCCCUAGCUCAUCGGUCCCUCCGUAA
This is a messenger RNA of Angiostrongylus costaricensis, 1086 nucleotides long. Lineage: Eukaryota; Metazoa; Nematoda; Chromadorea; Rhabditida; Metastrongylidae. The record is from the annotation of a GenBank genome assembly.